ACACUGUGGACGAUACGUAUAUUAUGAAUUGGACUGCUUGUUGCAAAAUUCUUCGGGAUUAAUUUUGUUUUACCAUAAUAAAAUUUGAUUUCGGGCAUGUCGAAUCUUGCCCAUUCCUGUGAAAAUGAUCAAAAAAUAAUGUCGGAAAAUGUCUGCGAAAUCAAACAAGAAACUGACCAAUGUAAUGAUGGUCCAUUUAAUGAUGGUGAUGAAAAAAUUGACUCCAUCCAGUCUGCUCAACGGUUCCUCUUGGAUCGACUUAGUUCAUUAAAGUUUCAACCAAAAAAUGUCACUGAUGGUAAUCAUCAACCGACUGAUUUGUGGACCCAUCAUCAAUUACCUGAAAUGGCUCGAAAAAUUUUGCAACUUUUGUCACAAACGGUAAGCUGUGACCAUUCGUUUGAAGAUGAUAGUGAUGCUGAUGAAGAUGAUUCUGAAGCAUGGAAAAAUGACAAGUUGGAAACAUUGACUCAAUUCGUCAGAUCAUUUCUCGAUUUCAACAAAGAUUCUUUUGCAAUCAAUCAUAACCAUUGGCCAGGCGAAUAUUCCCAUAGUGAUACAUCUAUGACUGAUGGCGAAAAUGAAGAUGAAAAUGAACGAAUAAACACUCGGUCUACACGAAGACAACAACAACAGUCAACAUCGAAACAGGCAACUAGUUCUAAGCCAUCGCUCAAACAAAGAGCCAAAAAUAAAAACGCUAAACAAACUUCUCCUAAUUUAACGACAAUGAACGAGAAAGCAAUGGCUACCAAAUUGAGCACGGAUAAAUUCCUCAUUGAUUGUAGCUCAUCAUUGAUGUUAAAAUUAAAUUCAUCACAAUAUGAUCCAACAUUUCCAGUAAUGUAUGGUCUGGCAUUUAAUUCUUUUAGCUAUCCGGAUAAUGUUUUCGCCGUUUGUGGUCAAUCAUUGCUCAUAGUGUAUCGAUGUUUAUCAACGAUCGAGCAACAAUCGAAUCAUAAUGGUUUACAACCGUUGUUCGCUCAUACUGACAGUAAUGAUUCGUAUUACUGUUGUUGCUGGUCACAUGAUUAUCAACGUCCAGAUCAUCCGUAUCUAUGUGUUGGUGGUGAACGUGGCGUUAUCCGUAUCAUUGACGUACGGCGACAAUGUGAAUCGAAGACUCUAUAUGGCCAUGGUGCUGCCAUCAAUGAUCUCAAGAUUUGUCCUCGUGAUCCAUCAUUAUUGCUGUCCGCAUCAAAAGAUUCUGGUAUUCGUCUAUGGAAUCUUGCUACGAAUACAUUGAUUGCAAUAUUCGGUGGAGUACAAGGUCAUCGUGAUGAAGUGUUGGCCAUCGAUUUCCAUAGGUCACGUUCUUUAUUUGUUUCAGUAUCAAUCGAUCAUUCCAUCAAAAUAUGGUCAUUCCGUCAUCAUGAAGUUGCUCAAGCAAUCGAAAAAUCUCGUCAUUUCAUAUCGGAUCAAAAUGCUCAACAAUUUCCCACUGUUUCUCAACAUUUUCCCAAUUAUUCUACCCGUGAUGUACAUCACAAUUACAUUGAUUCCGUACAAUGGUUUGGUGAUCUAUUGGUGACCAAAUCUUGUGAUGAAAAAUUAAUCAUAUGGAAACCGGGGGCAAGCGAAAAUGAAACGCUUGAUGAUCUUGAACGACGAACAUAUUAUUCAGAUUCGGCAACCCAUGGAACACUAGAUUCUAGUGAUGAUUCGACUACAUCAAAUGUGGUAAUUAUUCGCCGAUUUGAUUUGGACCGUAAUAAUAUGUGGUUCGUACGAUUUUCGUUGGAUCUAAAUGAAUUCAUCUUAGCCAUCGGUAAUCUACAAGGACAUUUAUUUCUCUAUGAUCUUAAACAUUUUAAUCCCAGAGAUUAUCGCUUAGCAUUUGAGGUGCCUGUACCGAUUCCGACAAUUGUUUGUUCACAGAAAAAGAAUAAUAACUCCUUACCACAACGUGCAUACAGUCGUGUAAUUCGUCAGACUGCAUUCAAUGAGGAUGGUACCAUAUUGAUUGUAUUGGGUGAGAAUAGUACCGUUACCCGUUAUGAUCUAUUACGUGUUACUAAACCAAUGGUUCGAGCUUAUCUUGGUUCACUUCUUAAUCAAUGAAAAAAAUGAAUAAUGAAUUUUAUUUUACAUGAACAGAAUCCUAUAUACUAUUUGUAUAUUCAAUCAAUGUUUUUAUGUGACUAUAUUAAUAAAUGAAAAUUACAAAUUGA
Messenger RNA from Dermatophagoides farinae (American house dust mite), 2171 nucleotides. NCBI's taxonomy places the organism in Eukaryota, Metazoa, Arthropoda, Arachnida, Sarcoptiformes, Pyroglyphidae. The record is from RefSeq and is a predicted model, not a curated record.